CUUUUAUUAUAAAAUGAAAAGAGUGGAAGUUCAAGCUGACCUAUUUAAUAAAUGAAAUUAUCAGUAAAGUAUGCUUUAGUCUGCAUAUUAUUUACUAUUAAGUUAGAUUUUUGCACCCACUGAAAGGAUAAUAUGAAUAUUAUAUAUAUAUGAUUGAAAGAAAUUUGCACAAAAUUAUGCAAUUAUGAUCUUUUAAAAGCAAAACAUAACCUCCAAGGAAGAUCUUUCACAUCUACAUAACCUCCAAGGCAAUAGUUUUGGCACUUCUUAAUGAAAAUCUCUUCAGAUAGCUCUCAAUUUCAGAAUUAUUCUCCUCCCAAAUCAUAUCCUUGUCUGGAAUUGGGCUAAGAGCAGCCAUGCUUCUCAAAGUUCUUGAAAGACUGAGUUUUAUCCAGCCAUGGAUGUUGCUAGAGAUGUUUCCCUUUAUCAGCAAGAUAGCUUGGAGUGACUUGGAGUUACGUGCAACGAUUCUCCUCAGCCUCCUCAGUCAAGUAGUCCUAAUUCUGUUGGGCAACAGAAGAAAAUACAUAGCUCAAAAAUGGAUCAAAAUCUUGCUUUGGCUUGCUUACAUGUCUGCAGACUGGGCUGCUACUGUUUCUCUUAGUGUCAUUUCCAGAAGCUACUCAGAUUCUACAAUAGACAUAAGCUCUUUGAUAAUGGCAUUCUGGGCACCCUUUCUUCUCCUGCAUCUUGGUGGUCCAGACACAAUCACUGCAUUGUCUAUGGAAGACAAUGAACUGUGGCUAAGACACUCACUUGGUUUAGUUGUCCAGCUCUACUUAGCUUGCCAAGUAAUUCACAGAUCCUGGAUAGGCACCCCUCUUAAUGUUCUAGCAAUCUUGGUUCUCUUUGUAGGAGGAUUCAAGUAUGGAGAGAGGACUUGGAUUUUGUGGUCUGUAAGCAGUGAACAGUUCAGGGACUCCAUGCUUCGUGAUCCGGAUCCCGGUCCUAACUAUGCUAAAUUCAUGGAUGAGUACAGCUCAAAACAGGCAGAGGGUUAUGAAGUUUCUGUGGAACCACUAAUUGAAGCUCCUGCAGAUUUGGAGUUUGUUCCAAAUGCACCAAAGAAUAAUCUCAUUCCAAAUGCAACUAUUCUGAAUACUGCCCAUCAUUUCUAUGUCAAUUUCAAGCCUUUGUUUGCAGAUCUCAUUCUUAGUUUCCAAGAUCGAAAAAAUAGUCAAUCCUUCUUCCAAGGUCGGAACUGGGAAGAAGCUUUCGAUCUGAUUGGAUAUGAGCUCGGGUUUAUGUUUGAUACUCUCUAUACCAAGGCAAUUGUGAUUUAUACUUACAAAGGCUUCUUUCUUCGUUUCUUCUACUUAUCCUUCACCAGUUUCGUGUUUGUAGCAUUCUUGGUUGUUGAUAAGCAAUGUAAUUCACCUGUUGACUUGAGCAUUACUUACUUGUUAUUGGUUGGAGCUGUAGUCUUAGAAUUGUAUGCAACAAUCACUCUGCUUUUCUCAGAUUGGACAAUGCUUUGGUUGAGCAGACAUAAGAAUUCACUCGCUGAUCUGACUUACCAAGGCAUCUCUUGGUUACAGUCAUGGCUUCAACGAUUUCAUUUGGCGCCUGCGAGUGAGAAAUGGUCUAAUUCCUUGGCAGGAUACAAUUUAACAAGUUAUUGCCUGACUAAAAGGCCGGCUAAAUGCAAUAAAGUGUACAAGUUCUGCAUUGAGAUGUUGCAGAGCAAUCAAUAUUCGAAUUUGCCGAUCAUACAAUAUGAUCUGAAGAUGUUUAUAUUCGACCAUCUACGGAGGAAAUCAAAGCAAGCAUCAGAUUUCAUCCAGAGUCAUAAGCAGGCAUCAGAUAUCAUGGAAUAUUGUAAGAGAUUAUGUAAUCAAAAGGGAGAUAAUGUACUUAGAGAAAGGAGAUUUUUUUAUGAAAUUGGCUGGAGUGUGGAGGUGGAAUUUGAUCAGAGCAUUCUUCUAUGGCAUAUUGCCACAGAUCUCUGUUACUAUUUUGAUGUAGACAAGAAGCCAGUUAUAGUUGAAAGGCCUGAAUGUAAAGUAAGCAAAGCAUUAGCAGACUAUAUGCUGCAUCUUCUAGUCAAUUGCCCUUUCAUGCUGCCAAGUGGAAUUGGCAAGAUCAGAUUUCAAGACACCUGCGCUGAGGCCAUUGAAUUUUUUCAAGAAAGAAAAUUCUUUUUGAAUGGUGAUAUAGAUGAGAAAACAAAACUUAGAGUGAAGGCCUGCACUGCAUUACUCAAAGUUAACACUAAGAUCAAACCAUCUGAAGUAAAAGGCGACAGAAGCAAGUCGGUGUUAUUCGAUGCGUGCAGGCUUGCUGAGUCUUUGCAGUCUUUGAAGGUGGAGGAAACAUGGCCAAAUGAAAAGUGGGAGAUGAUAAGUCAUGUGUGGGUAGAGAUGCUUGCUUAUGCUGCAAAUCAAUGUAGAUUUAAUUACCAUGCUAAACAGCUUAGAGAAGGUGGAGAGCUGCUUACCCAUGUCUGGCUUCUGAUGACCCAUCUGGGUAUCAGUGAAAAAUUUCAGAUUGCAGAAAGCCAUGAAAGGGUUAAGCUGGUUGUGACUUAAGAUAAGUAAAUGGCACUGGGAGUUAAAAACAACUUGAUUCCGAGACACUUAUGUUUAAUGCUAUUUGUUAUCAUGGUUUAUCUCCAAACAAAUAUUUGGGUGUAAUUUAAAAAAAAAAGCAGUGGUUUUAGAGUAGCUCUGUAAUAUCUUGUAGCAGAUCUCAGAACAUGUUGAAAGACUGUAGCAGUGGCUUCAAUAUAAUAUGUGAUCCUUUUUGUUA
Manihot esculenta (cassava) is the source of this 2748-nucleotide messenger RNA. RefSeq lists its product as uncharacterized. The record is from RefSeq and is a predicted model, not a curated record. The transcript has 2 exons. The coding region runs from base 357 to 2528 and encodes 723 amino acids. Lineage: Eukaryota; Viridiplantae; Streptophyta; Magnoliopsida; Malpighiales; Euphorbiaceae.